Eruca vesicaria subsp. sativa (arugula) is the source of this 1676-nucleotide messenger RNA. NCBI's taxonomy places the organism in Eukaryota, Viridiplantae, Streptophyta, Magnoliopsida, Brassicales, Brassicaceae. The record is from the annotation of a GenBank genome assembly.
GACUGUUUUCUCCGCUAAAUUCUCGGUUUGCUUUUACUUUCCUCGUUCAGUGAGAGGACCAAAUAUUGAUUGCAGAGAGUCGCACAUGAACCUCAAACUUCUCUCUCCUUUUUUUUUCAGAGUAAAUCAGAAUCGUUAAAACACGACACCGUCUCAACAGACUUGAAGUUGCUAGCUUCUUCCUCUUGCCCUAACUAAGCUACCCAAUUAGGGUUUUUCUAAGAGAGAUAUCAUUUCACAUAAGUUACCGCUUUUAUUUUCUUGUUCUUUAACUUAGUUCUGUUCUUGGUCUGUUUUAGUUUUUUGUCGGCUUGUGUAACUGAUCACCUUUUCUUUAGGUGUUGGCUCCUCAAAAUCAUGAGUUUUGACUUCUCGAUCUGAGUUCUUUAAUUUUUUUCUCAUCAUCUUUCAAUAUAUCAGCGACAAGGAUCAAGAAUCAAGAAAUAGAUUUUGAGCUGGCGAAUAAACUGUGGUGGGAUAGGGAGUUAGUAGAUGCGGCGGCGAUGGAAGGCGGCUACGAGCAAGGCGGUGGAGCUUCUAGGUACUUUCAUAAUCUCUUCAGACCAGAGAUUCACCACCAACAGCUUCAAACGCAAGGCGGGAUCAAUCUUAUUGACCAGCAUCAUCACCAUCAUCAGCAACAACAACAACAACACCAGCAGCAGCAACAGUCUGAUGAUUCAAAAGAAUCUGAUCACUCAAACAAGAACCAUCAUCAAGAGGGUCGACCCGAUUCAGACCCGGCUACAUCAAGCUCAGCACCUGGAAAACGUCCACGUGGACGUCCACCGGGAUCUAAGAACAAAGCUAAGCCACCGAUCAUAGUGACGCGAGAUAGCCCCAAUGCGCUUAGAUCUCACGUUCUUGAAGUAUCUCCUGGAGCUGACAUAGUUGAGAGUGUGUCCACUUACGCUAGGCGGAGAGGGAGAGGGGUCUCAGUUUUAGGAGGAAACGGCACCGUUUCUAACGUCACUCUUCGUCAGCCAGUCACUCCCGGAAAUAGCGGUGGUGGUGGUGGAGGUGGAGGAGGAGUUGUGACUUUACAUGGAAGGUUUGAGAUUCUUUCCCUAACGGGAACCGUUUUGCCACCACCUGCACCGCCAGGUGCUGGUGGUUUGUCAAUAUUUCUAGCAGGAGGACAAGGUCAGGUGAUUGGGGGAUGCGUUGUGGCUCCGCUUGUUGCAUCAGCUCCGGUUAUACUAAUGGCUGCUUCCUUCUCAAAUGCGGUUUUCGAGAGAUUGCCUAUUGAAGAGGAGGAAGAAGGAGGUGGCGGCGGUGGAGGAGGAGGAGGAGGAGGAGAGGGACCACCGCAGAUGCAGCAAGCUCCAUCAGCAUCUCCGCGGUCGGGAGUGACCGGCCAGGGACAGUUAGGAGGUAAUGUGGGUGGUUAUGGGUUUUCUAGUGAUCCUCAUUUGCUAGGAUGGGGAGCUGGUACGCCUUCAAGACCACCUUUUAAUUAAUUAAGUUAUUGUCAGUGGAAAUUAUGUGUGUUUAAAUCAUUUUGUGAAGUCAUCUUUCAUUUCGGAUCUUUGUUUUUUUUUGGUUUUUAAUAGCUGAUAUGCAUAUUUGAGUUCUCGGUGUUUUUUUUUUUCGUUCUUCUCAUCUUUGGUAAGAUGUUUAGACGUUAGAGGAAUGCAUAUUUGUCUCUCGUGUUAUUUACUUGCUAGAAAAACUUG